AAAUUUUUCGCUGAUGGUUGGAUUGGGUUUAAGUACAACUGUGAAUUGGUGCGAUGAAAACGUAGAAUUGCACUUGUAUUAGGAAUCUUCAGUUUUUCUGCAAAAGUUUAAAGCAAAGAAAUCUAAUUUCCAUAGAGGAACUAAAAUGGGUGUACCUACGGCUAAAAAUCCUGAAGCUAUGGAUGUUGAAAUAAUCUUUGAGGGUCAAAAUGGUGAUGGAGAUGUUUGUGAUAAAAAAGAUGCUGAUCUUCAAACAAUAUAUGAUAUACGCGAGCAUGCUCGUCAAAUAGAAAAAGCUGUACAAAGCAAAGAACCACGUUUUAUUUUAAGAGCUUUGCGUACGCUACCUAAUACACGUCGCAGAUUAAACUCGAACGUCCUGCGUGGAGUAAUUCUAAGUUUUUAUCCUAAACCAUGUGCCGAACGUGAUGCAUUACUGUCAUGGUUAGAAGACUCUGCUGAAUUUGAAGAAACGCAGAAACUUCGCAUCUCCACCAUAACUCCACUACCUGAAAUUGAUACUUACAUUCAUUUACUAGUUCUCGUACGUUUAAUUGAUGCUGGAAAACACGAAGAAUCCGUUCAAUGCUCUGAGGCAUUGUUGCAAAAAAUUAUUGCUCAAAAUAGACGUACAAUUGACCUGAUUGCUGCCAAAUGUUAUUUCUAUUAUUCAAGGGCAUAUGAAUUAAUUGGGAGACUGGAUAAAAUUCGCGGAAUAUUGCACUUGAGAUUGAGAACGGCAACGCUUAGAAAUGACUUUGAAGGACAGGCUGUAUUAAUUAAUUGUUUAUUACGGAACUAUUUACAUUAUAAUUUGUAUGAUCAGGCAGAUAAACUUGUACUGAAAUCAACUUUCCCAGAAUCUGCCAGCAAUAACGAAUGGGCUAGAUUUUUAUAUUAUUUGGGACGCAUCAAAGCUGCUAGAUUAGAAUAUUCUGCUGCACAUAAGUAUUUAGUACAGGCUCUUAGAAAAGCUCCACAAAGUACUGCAGUAGGUUUCCGUCAAACAGUGCAAAAACUGGCUGUAACUGUGGAACUUUUACUUGGAGAUAUUCCAGAACGUCAAACUUUCAGACAAGCUGCUAUGCGUCGUGCAUUAGCUCCAUAUUUCCAACUGACUCAGGCUGUGCGUUUAGGAAAUCUUCAACGUUUUGGGGAAGUUUUAGAAAACUUUGGCCCACAAUUUAGAGCCGAUCAUACAUUUACUUUAAUCCUGAGAUUGAGGCACAAUGUUAUUAAAACUGCAAUUAGGUCAAUUGGACUGUCCUAUUCCCGAAUUUCUCCCACAGAUAUUGCAAAGAAGCUUGGUUUGGAUUCUAGUGUCGAUGCUGAAUUUAUUGUUGCUAAAGCUAUUAGAGAUGGUGUAAUCGAAGCUACCUUAGAACCAGAAAAUGGAUACAUGCGUAGCAAAGAAACUACGGAUAUUUAUUGUACUAAAGAACCAUUACUCGCGUUUCAUCAAAGAAUUACUUUUUGUUUAGACUUACACAAUCAAAGUGUUAAGGCUAUGAGGUAUCCUCCAAAGUCCUAUGGUAAAGAUCUUGAAUCGGCUGAAGAACGUAGAGAAAGAGAACAACAAGAUUUAGAGCUUGCUAAGGAAAUGGCAGAAGAAGAUGAUGACGGAUUUCCUUAGAUUGUUUAUUUUUUCGAUACAUUUAAUUAAUAAAAUGAUCCAAUAAAAUCAUGAAAGACGCUUCUUCAUGUUACACUUUCUUAUAUUUAAUAUCAGGUACACGAAAAUUUUGUUCUCAUAUUGCGAAAUUAAAAACUUUCAAUAUACACAGAAAAAUAUUGUAUAAAAGCGUCGUACUUUUUAUAAGAACAAAUAAGCAAUGAAAGUAAGUUUCAAGAACACAAGAUUGUAAAUACAUUUAUUAAUAUUUCAAAGUUAAUGAGAUAUAAAUCUACUCCUUGUCAUAAUAUCAAUUAAAUAUUAUACAAUAAAAUAAAUACUAGAUAAUAUUAAAGUGAAAUAUUUGAAAUAUUUGAACUCCAUAAAUUAUAAUAAAAUUGCAGACAAUUUAUAUUUAGUAAAUUUUUUGUAGCACAUCAUUUUGUAUAACCUUCGUUUUCUUAUUUAUUUACUCGGUAACUUUUCAUGUAAUUAGAAUACAAACUGUAGAAACUUCGAACUUCAAUUAUGCUUUUAUUAACGAUGUUUUAACAAAUCAUCAUUAUUAGAUAUAAAAACAAAUAUCUAAAAAUAGUAUAAAAACAUUUACACACGCUCAAACACGCAUAAAUAUAACAAUAUACCGUACGUAUCCGGAAAAUUUGUUGUUCUUAAAGAACAUUAUUCUCUUUACAUUAAUUUCACUUCGGUCCUUCUUUUCGGAAAACAAUUUACGACAGAAUUGUUUUAUUAUCUUCAUAUUUUCUUAGUAGAAUAAAUGUUAAUAAUCAUAUUUUUUCCAAAAUAAAUGUAAUAUAUUUGCGUUGGAGGUCCUUUUAAGGAAAUAUUUUUCUACAAGAGAAGAAUUUUCGAGAAUAUAAAUCUGGUAAAAAAAAGAGAGAGAGAGAGAGAGAGAGAGAGAGAGAGAGAGA
Molecule: messenger RNA, 2544 nt
Organism: Bombus huntii
Lineage: Eukaryota; Metazoa; Arthropoda; Insecta; Hymenoptera; Apidae
Gene: Rpn3
Product: probable 26S proteasome non-ATPase regulatory subunit 3
Exons: 3
Coding region: 146-1633 (495 amino acids)
Biological process (GO): regulation of protein catabolic process; ubiquitin-dependent protein catabolic process
Cellular component (GO): proteasome regulatory particle, lid subcomplex; proteasome complex
Molecular function (GO): enzyme regulator activity; protein binding
Source: RefSeq, a predicted model, not a curated record